AUGUGGGAUGUAGUAUGGACCGACCCGGACAAGGAGUUGGUUGGCCUGCUGACAACGGCACCGAACUCACCGACCAAGGCCAGCUCCGACACGCCCUUCUCUAGCAGCUAUCAGGACACAUUUCCAUCAUUCGAUGAAUGUCUUGCGCAGUCGUUCGGAAGUAUCGAUUCCGCCACUGCUAUCCCUGUAACCUCCUUCUCCAAUGGUAGCGGCUGUGAAUCACCUAGUAUUGCUGCUUUGAUCCGAAUCCUAGGCGACUUGCCACUCCGGGUUGAACGUCAAGAAAAACUCUCAUCUAUCUCGAACAACCCAGAAACUACCAGCAAGCCCAAAACAUCAGAUGGAGGGACCCCAUCCAUUGAUACCCUGCUUGUCACGCCACCGAGAUCCCCUUCCGAAUAUCCUGGACAAUCACUUUUAUCAGGGGACUUACCGGAAUUGCCGGUCUUCCUGACGCCACCUCCAAAAUCGCCGCGGCGAACCCCGCCGACCCCCUUGGGGAUCAACAACCCUGCAGCUUGGCGUACUCCAUCACAGUGGAAAGCUCACGAUGCCAAGAAGGCUCAAAAAGCUGAAAGAGCAGUUUCAUUGAAGACUUGUGCAGAGAGCGACAUCAAGACAGAGUCAUUUGCUGUGUCCAAUACAAUUCAGAGUGUUCGGUCAGCUGCUGGCGCGCCGACUGCUAUGGUAUUAGCAAAAGCCGAGCAAGUCUUCGCCGCCAAAGCUGAUGAAGGUCAAGUAACUGGGCUGGAAGAUGUCAAACGACAUUGGAUGCUCGCUCUUCUUCAUGGUCGACGUUAUAUAGCAGAUACAGGCUACGACAAAGACCAUCCUGUGACAUCUCUUACGGCGACACCGCUAGUCAUGUUGCUCUACGAGACGAAAGCCUAUGCAUCGUACCUCAGUACUUUGCAUCCCGAUACACAGGUGUAUCAUGUCACUGAGGAGAAUCCGAGAGGCAGCUGGCCACACAAUAUCCAUGUGUUGCGAGCACCGCCGGCAGGGGCUGUGUGCUUCCCUGUGGCGCCGCGGAUAAUCCAGACUGUUGUGUACAAGUGCUUGAAGCCGGGCGGAUAUUUCAAAGUAACGAUCAUUGACCCACUGCCAUGCGCCGGAACUAUUGGCCGAAAGCUCCGGGAUUGGAUGGAAAAGCAUCUUUUCUCCAAUAUCGAGAGAAAAUCAUGCUGUUUGGAGCCCAGUCGCCUGUUCCCUAGAUUACUUAGUGACGCUGGUCUUCGUGGUAAGGGCAGUUGGCGCACCAAGGUGAAAUUCUUUGCUCUACAAGAGAAUGCGCGGGGCGAAGGGUAUAACGAUCCGGAUCGCAGCAUCAACAAACUGUAUCAGGAGAGACGAGACAAAGCAGAGUUGCGCAGCUUAGCUGGGCGCAUGCUUUGGGUGGAAGUCUGGGGCAAGCACAUUACGCCACCGAACACCUGGUGGUGGGAUGACCCCGAGUGUGUUGCAGAAUGCCGACAGCUUGGUACCUUUUGGGAGUACCAGAUCAUUGACGCUUUCAAAGAAGAGUGUGUCUGA
This is a messenger RNA of Akanthomyces muscarius, 1533 nucleotides long. RefSeq lists its product as uncharacterized. Lineage: Eukaryota; Fungi; Ascomycota; Sordariomycetes; Hypocreales; Cordycipitaceae. Bases 1 to 1533 code for a protein of 510 amino acids. The record is from RefSeq and is a predicted model, not a curated record. The transcript has 6 exons.